This is a messenger RNA of Capsella rubella, 1202 nucleotides long. RefSeq lists its product as uncharacterized. The transcript has 9 exons. The record is from RefSeq and is a predicted model, not a curated record. Lineage: Eukaryota; Viridiplantae; Streptophyta; Magnoliopsida; Brassicales; Brassicaceae. Bases 31 to 1047 code for a protein of 338 amino acids.
CGCUUGCCCUGACCGUCGUCGACCACUCAUAUGGCUACCAGCAUCUUCAGCUUCGCUCCUCUCGUUCACUUCCCUCUUUCCACUACAAAUCCCCCUACCAGACUCCCUCUAUUUACAUCCCUGCCACUGCCACUGCCACUCACAUCUUCUUCUUCUUCUUCUUCUUCAUCUUCGGCCUUUACUUCUUUCUUUCUAGUUAGAAAUGAAGCAUCUCUGUCUUCCUCGUCUACUUCAAUCCAAGCUCUUACAGAAGAAGCCGUCGAUACUUCGGAUUUAACUUCUUCCUCUUCAAAGCUUGUGCUUGUCGUCGGUGGCACUGGUGGCGUUGGGCAACUUGUGGUAGCUUCAUUGCUCAAGAGGAAUAUUAGAUCAAGGUUACUACUGCGUGAUCUUGACAAAGCAACCAAGUUAUUCGGCAAACAAGAUGAAAAUUCCUUGCAGGUAGUUAAAGGGGAUACUAGGAAUGCUGAGGAUCUUGACCCAUCCAUGUUUGAGGGUGUGACACAUGUGAUCUGUUGCACUGGAACUACUGCUUUUCCUUCUAAGAGGUGGAGUGAAGAAAACACACCUGAGAAAGUAGACUGGGAAGGUGUGAAGAAUCUCAUUUCAGCGUUGCCCUCAUCAGUGAAGAGAGUUGUUUUGGUUUCAUCCGUAGGUGUGACCAAGUCUAAUGAGCUUCCCUGGAGUAUCAUGAACCUUUUUGGAGUUCUGAAGUACAAGAAGAUGGGGGAAGAUUUUCUUCGUGACUCUGGUCUUCCAUUCACCAUCAUCAGACCCGGUAGAUUGACUGAUGGACCAUACACAUCUUAUGAUCUGAAUACGUUGCUCCAAGCUACAGCCGGUGAACGUCGUGCAGUUGUUAUUGGUCAAGGAGACAAGCUUGUUGGAGAGGUAAGCAGACUUGUGGUAGCUGAAGCUUGCAUACAGGCACUUGAUAUUGAAUUCACGCAAGGCAAAGCUUAUGAGAUCAACUCAGUUAAGGGGGAUGGUCCAGGAAGUGAUCCGCUGCAGUGGCGAGAGUUGUUUAAAGUUGCAGAAUCCAAAUGAUAGAAAGGGACACUGAGAAUUGUGUACAGAGUUAAUAGCGAGACAAUACAUAUAUGGUCAAAUUGUGUAAACGUUUACUAUCCUUUUGGUCUUUAACUUUCAUCGUUACUGUAAUAACUAAUAUGUUUAUCAAUGAAUAGCUAGUUUUUCAUACA